Molecule: messenger RNA, 2325 nt
Organism: Acanthopagrus latus (yellowfin seabream)
Lineage: Eukaryota; Metazoa; Chordata; Actinopteri; Spariformes; Sparidae
Gene: atp6ap1lb
Product: ATPase H+ transporting accessory protein 1 like b
Exons: 7
Coding region: 70-1095 (341 amino acids)
Cellular component (GO): proton-transporting V-type ATPase complex
Source: RefSeq, a predicted model, not a curated record
UCAGGCACUGCUAGGAGAGCAGAUUAUGAAGCGGAGCUCAACCAGCGGCAGUCUCCUUUCAUUGUCUCAAUGGCUGCACACGCGUUCCUCCUCUGCUCCCUCGCCUUGCUGUCCGCUCUCAGCCGGCCUGGGCUCUCCUUCACUGAGGACGAGCUGCAGCCGGGACUCAUCUAUGACGAAGUGCCUGAAAUCCUGGACAGAAGCAAAGAAAACCCCAAACAAGCAACAAGAGUCACAUCAAGUCAAGAUGGUGGGUACGGCUUAGAAAGUGAAGAGGUUAUUUUGACGCCUGAAGAUGAAAACCCACUCAGGAGAAUACUGCAGCCUUUUAACUGGCAUCAGCCAGGGAUGUCUCUCAGUAAGAGGAAGCUGCUCCAGUCUCUGAUGGGGCCUUAUGGCCCGCUGAGCGUGUCUUACAAUGGGAAGACCUGCAUUCUGUUCAAAGCAAAGCGCCUGGCAAUCCGCUACAGGAACCAUACCUUCAUUGACCUGACUGAGAAGGUCUUCAACCCCAACUCACCCGUAGACACUAAAGGCUCCAUCUGCACCAAGGAAAAGGCGACGCUUUCAUUAAGGUUUGGUGAUGUGGAGGACUUGCGAGGUCUGGUAAUCAGGCUUCAGAUGUCGAACACUUUUUAUGAGGCAGCUGGUCAAAACUGGUUCACACUUGACAGCGUCCACAUCCACUACAACUGGACCCAGGAGGCCACAUUUAACGCCAGCGAGGUCUACGCUCCUGCCACCUCAUCCUACCAUUGCCAGCACGUCAGCAGCCUGCACAAAUAUGACACCCUGCUAGUGCCCAGCUCCCACACUGACACAUCAGCUAACUGGCACAUCACUUUCACUGAUUUCCAGAUCCAGGCCUUCAAUGUGCAGUCGGACAAGUUCGCGUCGGCCAGCGACUGUGCCACUUUCCUGACGCCGGCCAUCCUGAUGGGCCUGGUGACAUCUCUGAUCCUGCUCCUCGUCUUAGCCUACGCCCUGCACAUGGUGGUACACCUCAAGCACAUCGACCGCUACGAGGAGCACAAAGCCACCGUGUACUUUCCCCGCAGUCCAGAGGCCGAGUUGCCAGACAAGAACAGCCUGUGAGGGGAGCUGGAGGACGGCAGAGGGGAGAGAGAAAGCUGAGAAGCAAAGCCGAGGGGAGUGCAAGUGAAUACAAGAGUGAAAAAGUAUCCUCCACAGAAUAUUUGUUCAACAAAAUGACAACUUUGCCUGUUCAUAUGAAAACCCUCUAAGUCUUAACUACUUUAAGUAAACGCAGACCGUGGCUGGAUACUUUUUCUUCUUUCCUCAUUGACCUGCAUUUUGGCAUCCACAUUUCGAAGAAGGCCUUUGGAUGUUCAAUCCUCCCCCCUGAGAGAUGGUUCAUGAUCCUAAUGUCAGAGGUCAAGGACAGACCCAGGGCCCUGAAGGGCAACAGCGUAUACAGGCCUUUACCCCAGUCAGCCAUUAAAACCACAAACGGCUAGCACCUGUAGCUAAUACUGCUAACAUCAGAUGCUCCUGAUUACACGUAUGUAUUACAUGGCUCACAAGUGUCAUAUUACAAGCUUCCAUCACACACACACAUUGUCUUUCCAGCUUUCAUUAGAGUGUACUUUGUCUGAUACUGCUGCAAGAAAUAUAUACUUCAAACAAGCCGGUUUUUAUAGCUGAAAUAGCCGUAUUAGCUGCAUGCCAUAAAAGGCUGGUCUAUUUGGGCUAGCACAGUGUUUCCUAAUUACAAGGAUUACAGAGAGUCUUGCAUGAGUACAGCUUAAAAAUAAAACAACAUGGCACAAAGCAAAGGGAGCUUAAAAAGCUUUGGAGUGAAGCGAAGGGGAAAAAAUAUUGGGAACCACUGGUCUAGCAUCUGGCUGGAGUGAACGGACCAGCACUACUGGCCCUUCAGAGCCUCUGGCGUCUCUCAACCCCGCCCCUGAACAAGACUGCUGCUUGGGACUUAACUGUGAAAACGGCCUUUUACAGACCAGCCAGACGACAGGGGGGUUCGACAAACUAGCACAACAUUGGUUGGCCGCGAAAGCGCUAACUACAAACUAUCAAAGACUAUACAAGGAACUAUGCUGCACAAGACUGCCCAUCUGAGGGCGUGGCAGGAAAGCGGGCCUUGCGCUGACUUGACUCUCUGAGAGUCAAGUGUUCGGACAAGGGAGGCCAUGGGUCCUCCAUCCACACCACUGGGUUUGACUGCCAAAGUGAAGCCACAAAAGGAGUUGCCAUUUAAACAUGGUGAGAGACGGAGCGAGACAAUGUGAAAAAGGAAAGCUAACCGUUACAGCUAUGUACAAAACAAAAACACAUACAUGUACAGAA